AUUAAUAAUAAUUUAACGCCACCAUCCUCUUAAUUUUUCUACAAAACAAUAUCUACCUCAACAGGCUGCGACAGAGUUUUUCUUGUCUGAGAAUUCCUGUCUAUCAAGACAAACGGUCGGCAAAGACCAAACAUCGAACAUCAUGGUGCUCGCAAAAUCCAAAAAUUCGGUAGGGCUGGGGAACAGUCUUAUGAAUGAUCGAUUCGGCAAGGGAAAAGCAUCAUCUCAAAAGAAAGUCUCUCACAAUGAGGCCAUUGCGCGAAAGGGUAUGAAUGGCGAGACCUAUAUUACAAACCCCUCCAAAGAAGCCUCAUGGGUGAAAAUGCGCAGUAUCACGGAGCAAGCGGCCCUUGACGAAUUCCUUAGCACGGCCGAGCUUGCGGAGACGGAUUUCACUGCGGAAAAGAUCAAUAAUGUUAAGAUUAUCCAUACCGACCAGAAGAAUCCUUAUCUUCUUUCUGCGGCAGAAGAGAGAUCGGCGGUUAGGAAACAUCAAAAAAAUAAAGAACGCUUGACGAUUCCAAGACGACCAAAGUGGGACGAGAAAACGACACCGCAGAAACUAGAUUCUAUGGAAAGAGAGAGUUUGCUUGAGUGGAGAAGAGGCCUUGCCGAGUUACAAGAAAAUCAAGAUUUAUUGAUGACACCGUUUGAGAGAAAUCUGGAAGUUUGGAGACAAUUGUGGCGUGUCAUUGAGCGAUCCGACCUUGUUGUCCAAAUUGUCGAUGCCAGAAAUCCCCUCCUUUUCCGCUCCGAAGACUUGGAGAUGUAUGUGAAGGAAGUCGAUCCUAAGAAACGAAAUCUUCUUCUGGUAAAUAAAGCAGAUAUGAUGACGCUGGAGCAGCGUGAACUAUGGGCGGACUAUUUCGAACAACACGGCAUUAGCUAUCGCUUUUUCUCGGCUCAUCUUGCCAAGGAACAAAUUGAAGCACGUCUUCUAGAGGAGCAGUCUUCCUCCGACGAGGAAGAUACGGAAGGUGUCAGUCUAGCAGAUAAAACACAGAAGAUGGAUAUUAAAAACGAGGAGGCUGAGAAUGGGGAAUCGUCGAGCGAAGAGCAAGAUGACGAUCCAAGCUCAGCCAAAAUUCCAACCUCAUUGCGAACUAGAAUUCUCGAUGUUGACGAAUUGGAGCAACUCUUCCUUGAGAACGCACCAACACCUGGUGAUCAGACAAAUAAAGACGAGCCGCAAAAAGACAAAACAAUUAUUGGCCUUGUCGGAUACCCCAACGUCGGUAAAUCCAGUACGAUCAAUGCAUUGCUCGGGGCAAAGAAAGUGUCUGUCUCCGCUACACCAGGGAAAACAAAACACUUCCAAACCCUUUACUUAUCUCCAAAUCUACUCUUAUGUGAUUGCCCCGGUCUAGUCUUCCCCAACUUCGCCAGCACAAAGGCCGAGCUUGUCGUGAACGGCGUGCUCCCCAUCGACCAAUUGCGCGAAUUCACGGGACCAGCAGGCCUGGUUGCUCAACGCAUCCCCAAACACUUCCUAGAAGCCGUCUAUGGGAUGAAAAUCGCCACGAGGCCCUUGGAAGAAGGCGGCACUGGCAUCCCAUCUGCGAACGAUCUUCUUCGAGCAUAUGCGCGAGCCCGUGGCUUUUCGACAUCCGGCCUGGGUCAGCCAGACGAAUCGCGUGCUGCACGAUACGUCUUGAAAGACUACGUCAACGGUAAACUCUUGUAUUGCCAUCCUCCGCCUGCUGCGAAUUCAGCAGAAGGAAAUGAAGGGGAAACCGUAGUGGACCCAGCUGAAUUCAAUCGCGAUCUCUACAAUCUCGCACAUCUGCCGGAAAAACGACGCGCGCAGUUACUCAAAGCCGCCGCCGCGAUUGACGAUAACCUCGAUGCUGCUUCCACAGAUGAAACUGCAUCUAUGGUCUCUGGCUUCACGGACCGAACAGCUCCUGUCGUCGAAGGUUCCCGAUCUCGUCAUCUCGACAAGGGUUUCUUUGGACCGGGCUCAGGCGGUUCUGGGGGCCAUCUAAACAUGCCAUUUAAUUAUAAAUACUCGGAACAAGGGAAAGCGAAACAGCUGACGGGUCGGAAGCAGAAGGUAAUGGUUGCACUAGAGAGGAAUAUCGAUACAUCUGAAGUACAGAUGAGCUCCAAGAAACAUUUCAAAGGCGGGAAAAAGGCGAAGGGGAAGUCAAAGGCCCCAUCCACAGAUGACUACGAGUAAAUUUGCAUGUUUCAAAAGAUUUAGUGAUGUCACGGCAAUUUUUUUGCUCGCAGGCGAGUAUUUAUAUUUUUCUUCAGAUUUACAAGGAUAGAAGGUUCAAAUAUAUCAAUAUGGGAUUGAAUGAUCGUCAAUUGAUCCAAUGCGAUGUAUGUCUUGGUAUUUAUUUCUAUCAUCCCA
This is a messenger RNA of Talaromyces proteolyticus, 2356 nucleotides long. RefSeq names its product putative ribosome biogenesis GTPase Lsg1. The transcript has a single exon. Lineage: Eukaryota; Fungi; Ascomycota; Eurotiomycetes; Eurotiales; Trichocomaceae. Gene Ontology annotation, biological process: ribosomal subunit export from nucleus. Gene Ontology annotation, molecular function: GTP binding; GTPase activity. Gene Ontology annotation, cellular component: cytosol. Bases 143 to 2179 code for a protein of 678 amino acids. The record is from RefSeq and is a predicted model, not a curated record.